This is a messenger RNA of Miscanthus lutarioriparius, 666 nucleotides long. The record is from the annotation of a GenBank genome assembly. Lineage: Eukaryota; Viridiplantae; Streptophyta; Magnoliopsida; Poales; Poaceae.
AUGAGCCGCGCGGCGAGCGGCGGCGCCGGGACCGGGAGAGGUGCGGAGUGGCACCGGUGCCGGUACAGGGGCGUGCGGCGGCGGGCGUGGGGCAAGUGGGUGUCGGAGAUCCGGGUGCCCGGCACGCGGGAGCGCCUGUGGCUGGGCUCCUACGCCGCGCCGGAGGCCGCCGCCGUCGCGCACGACGCCGCCGCGUGCCUCCUCCGCGGCGGCCGGCUGGCGCAAUGCCACCUCAACUUCCCCGACCGCGCCGCCUGCUACUACGCCGCCUACGGCGGGCACGCGCGCGCGCCGCCGCUGUCGCCGCGCUCCGUGCAGUGCGUUGCGUCCGACGCAGGCAUGGCCGCCGACGCGCAGAUCGUCGACGCGAGGGCGGCGGCUCUCGCCGCGCAGCCGACGCCCGUCCAGCCCGCCGCGUUCGCUUUUGGUAUUGGCGGCGUCGCGCAGGGGGGCGGUGGCGCGACGGUGCAAGGCGCAGCAGCGUGCGCGCCGCUGCUGCUGCCGCCGCCGCCGUAUAGCGACGGUGCUAGCAGCAGCACCAGUAGUGCGUAUUGGUCCACGCCGAGCGCGAGCGCGAGCGCCAGCAGAACCUCCUCCAGCGCCGGCAGUGAGCAGCCGCUUGUUUAUGGGGAUAUUAGCGUAGACGACAUAGAGAUCUUGAUUUGA